Oncorhynchus nerka (sockeye salmon) is the source of this 2522-nucleotide messenger RNA. RefSeq names its product cytosolic purine 5'-nucleotidase-like. The transcript is spliced from 18 exons. The record is from RefSeq and is a predicted model, not a curated record. Gene Ontology annotation, molecular function: 5'-nucleotidase activity. The coding region runs from base 283 to 1869 and encodes 528 amino acids. Lineage: Eukaryota; Metazoa; Chordata; Actinopteri; Salmoniformes; Salmonidae.
GCGUCGCCCUCUGCGCGUGUGGGGUUCUGAUAACAUUUUCUCGGUAUUUUAAGCCAACUUUCAGUCAGCCGUACGUGUGAUCAAUUCAUGGGCAAGAUGUCACGACGUUUAUGAAGGGGAGUGGUUGUUGUUUACUGACGUGUAGGGAAACUCUUCAUGAACACAUCUGCAUAUUCUACAACUUUAAAUGCCUCCAGUUUGUAGGCUAAUAGUGAGAUGACAGCUAAUGCUGAGGGGGAUAGUGGCAUCUGAUAUGGGUAGCCGCUAGAGAGUGAAACGACGAUGACUAUGGAGGUUCCGACUCGGAUUGUGAGAAAUCAACUUACUUCAGACCCGAGCGUUUCGCUUGAUGUACCCAUGCUGAAGAACAGGGACUAUCAGCAUAAGGUGUUCGUCAAUAGAAGUGUAACAUUGGAGAACAUCAAAUGCUAUGGCUUUGACAUGGACUACACGCUGGCAGCGUAUAAGUCUCCUGACUAUGAGGAUCUAGGCUUUGAGCUGCUCAGAGACAGGCUGGUGUCUAUAGGCUAUCCCCAUGAGCUACUGCGUUACAACUACGACCCCACCUUCCCCACUCGUGGCCUGGUGUUUGACACAAUGUAUGGGAACUUGCUGAAGGUGGACUCCAAUGGAAACAUUCUGCUGUGCAGUCAUGGCUUCACAUUUCUUAAAAGGGACAAGAUCCACGACUACUACCCCAACGACUUCAUUCAGAGAGGCAACACUGACCGCUUCUAUAUCCUCAACACUCUCUUCAACCUUUCAGAGACAUAUCUGUAUGGCUGCCUUGUGGAACUCUUCACCAGAUGUAGCAGAUAUGUAAACUGCCAGAAAGGCUUCAAAUAUGGUGACUUGUUCAUGUCAUUCAGAAGUAUGUUCCAGGAUGUUCGAGAUGCAAUGGACUAUAUUCAUGAUACGGGCAUUCUGAAGGAAAGCACUCUGAAGAAUUUGGAUAAAUAUGUCGUCAGAGAUCCAAACUUGCCUGUUCUCCUGACUCGCAUUAAGGAGGUGGCCAAAGUGUUCCUGGCGACCAACAGUGACUACAACUACACAGAGGCUAUCAUGAAAUACUUGCUCGAAACUCCACCAGGUGCCAAGAACCCAAAGAAACAGUGGCGUGCAUUCUUUGACCUUGUCGUCGUGGAUACCAGGAAGCCACUGUUCUUUGCAGAGGGAACUGUGCUGAGACAGGUGGACACAAACACAGGGAAGCUCCGCAUCGGAACAUACACUGGAGACCUCCAGCAUGGAACAGUCUACUCUGGAGGCUCCUCAGACAUUGUAUGUGACCUGCUGGAUGUGAAGGGGAAGGACAUCCUUUAUGUGGGGGACCACAUCUUUGGGGACAUUCUGAAGUCCAAGAAGAGGCAAGGUUGGAAGACCUUCCUGGUGGUGCCUGAACUGGCCAAGGAGUUGCAGGUGUGGACAGAGAAGAGUCAUCUCUUUGAAGAGCUGAAGCGUCUUGAUGUCUUUUUAGCUGAGUUGUACAAGCACCUGGACAGUAGCUGUCGAGAGUGCCCAGACAUCAGUGCCAUUCAGACCAGGAUCAAGGUGGUGACCUAUAGGAUGGAUCUUUCCUACGGCCAGAUGGGCAGCCUGCUGCGGAGUGGCUCAAGACAGACUCUGUUUGCCAGCCAGCUCAUGCGUUACGCUGACCUGUACUCUUCCACCUGCAUUAACCUGCUCCACUAUCCCUUCAGUUACCUGUUCAGAGCCCAAUCUGUCCUGAUGCCCCAUGAGUCCUCUGUGGAUCAUCACCCCCUUAACUUCCCCUCACCUGAGUUCUCCGCUUUGGAUCAUGUCCAGAAGACAUCUGAAGCCAAGAGGGCGAGUGAAGAAGAUAACACAGUGGAACUGAAAGACACAUAAGGAUGUAUUUACCAGAACAAUGCUGUUUUUCCGACUGUUCCUCCAUAUCUCAAAAAAGGUGGCUGUUUGUUUUUUUUUGACUGGCAAUUAAUUCUAUCUGCUUUUUAAUAGACAACAAUUAUAAUCAAAUGUAUAGCGCCACCUGCUGGAAGACAGUUUCUUAACUCGUUUUUUUGACAGUAUGUCAAGGGGGAACACGUGGAUUGAUUAUAGGUUACUGUAUAAAUUCAUAUUUGUUAUUAUUAAUCUGUUUUUAUGUGUGCUUGUCUAUUUAACUACAGUACCUUUACACGUCCUAUUUGCAAUGCUUAUUUUGUUCCAUGUGCAAAUGUAUAUUAACUUCAAUGAGCAUGGAAACUGAAACAUGCUCAGUGACCAUUUAAAUAUCAAGUGUUUGUGGCGACUUAUUAUGCAGGUUGGCUCAUGUAGCCUACGUUUAAUAAGUAUGUAACUAGCCCUGGGGUGCGUGACCAUGGUUAGGUGGAUUUAUGAAAAUGAUAACAUGAACUAUCUGACAAAAAAAAAACUAAAAUAAUUAUGCUCUCUUGUUGGCUACUCUUCAUACCCUACUUUGUAUUAGAAGCCUACCCUAGCCUAUGGGGGUUAUGUAAUUAUCAUCCUAAAGUUUAAUAAACAAAAUAAUGAGUCCAAAA